Molecule: messenger RNA, 1600 nt
Organism: Aspergillus novofumigatus IBT 16806
Lineage: Eukaryota; Fungi; Ascomycota; Eurotiomycetes; Eurotiales; Aspergillaceae
Product: cytochrome P450
Exons: 6
Coding region: 59-1600 (513 amino acids)
Molecular function (GO): monooxygenase activity; oxidoreductase activity, acting on paired donors, with incorporation or reduction of molecular oxygen; iron ion binding
Source: RefSeq, a predicted model, not a curated record
UUGUCAUUUCGAUUACUUCUCCCAUGACCAUCCUGUAAAAAAAAAAACCAUUAAAAUCAUGACCACAGGCGUGGCGACCAUAGUCCUCUGGUCGGUGCUCCUGGCCAUCACAUCGAGAUACGCCAUUUGGUACGUGUCAACAUUCCGAAAAGCCCUGCGCAUCGAAGGUUCGACUCCUCUACCAAGUAUCCGGAUCUACACCCCUCGUUAUUCACCUCUGAUCUAUAUGCGAUAUGCCGUCCGUGACGGGAUAUGGCAGCACAAGGGGACGCUGCCGCGCAAGGAACUCGGUUCGGACGUGUACUGGAUGCUGGGACCGGGCGGACCUCAACUAUGGGUUGCCGAUCCCGAUCUGAUCAGCGAGAUCACGCACCGAUGGAAGGACUUUCCGAAGCCGGUUAUGUACUACACGCAGCUGCAGCUCUUUGGCGAGAAUGUGCUCACGGCCGAGGGUCCGCUGUGGCAGUUUCAUUGGAAGAUUACUAUUCGCCUUGUUUUCGCCGAAUCUCAGGAGCAGGCCAAAGCGAUGGUCCGUUCGUGGUCCAAGGAGAGCAGGGAAAAGCGAGAGUCAGCCUCGUCCGCGAUCACCGUCGACGAUCUAGAGAACUCGGUCAGGAAACUGGCUCUGCAUAUCAUUUCCGCGGCGGGAUUCGGCCAUCAAAUGCAAUGGGACGAGAGUCUAAAGACAUUUGUGGAUGAGGUCUGGCUUCUCAUGAUCUUUCCAUCGUGGCUUCGGAAGUUUUCACCGUCGGCUCAUCUGCGAAGAGUCCACAAAGCGCCCAGCAUCUUUGCGAAACAUGUUCAACAGGCCAUUAACGAAACAAAAGCUGAGGAUAAUAUGCGCAAAUCAGCCCGGAGAAAUGAUCUGCUCAGCAAUAUGAUAAAUAGCGACGGUGUCUCCCAUGGCUCGGACAAAGACGGUCUUAGCGACGAGGAAAUCACGUCAAAUGUCCACAAGGAACUGGAUACGAUCUACGGAGAGAAGUCGGAAGGCGUAGGACUCGCCUAUGAGACAGAUUAUCCGAAGAUGAGACAUCUUAUUGGCCCUGAUGCUGGAAACGCUCCGCCUAUUCCCCUCGAUAUCCGGUAUCCCCAAAUGGACCGACGACAAACACCAGACUGCGCACUACAACGGCCAAACAUUCGAUAUCCCCCGAAUACCAGUAUCGUGCUGGACGUGGUGGCCGUCCAUCGCAAUCCGCGAUACUGGGGCGACGACGCACAUGUUUUCCGCCCUUCACGUUGGCUCAUGGACGAGACGUACGAACCGCCGGCGGACUCGGUCAGCCACUCGAAGCAUCAUGCGAAUCUGUUAGGUCCGCGGAAGGGAGCGUUCGUCGUCUUCAGCGAUGGGCAUCGUGAUUGUCUGGGUAAAGGGUUUGCGCAGGCGGAAUUCUGUGCGGUCAUUGCGACGUUACUGAAAGAUUGCUCGAUUGAGUUGGUUCCGCCUGAGGGGGCUACACCAUCCGAUGAGGUAUGGAGUACGAUGUGUCAAGACGCAUGGAAGGCUCUGGACGACAGGAGGAAUAUGACGAGCUUCAAAAUGUAUGGGAAGGUUCCUGUUCGGUUUGUUCCUAGAGGAUCAGAAUGGCGUCGUUGA